Gongylonema pulchrum is the source of this 195-nucleotide messenger RNA. The record is from the annotation of a GenBank genome assembly. Lineage: Eukaryota; Metazoa; Nematoda; Chromadorea; Rhabditida; Gongylonematidae.
AUGACCAAAAUUUAUGCAAUAAACACGGAUGUGAAAGAAGGCGAGGAAAAGCCAAAACAGCAGCAGGCGGAAGGCGAUGUGGCCGCACCAACCGUUCUACAGCCUGCUUUCUUCCCGAUCACUCUACCUAUUUCAUCAAUUGGUAUUUAUCACAUGCAUUUUACUUCCUUUUUUCUCAAAAUCCCACAUAGAUGA